Mytilus californianus (California mussel) is the source of this 2260-nucleotide messenger RNA. RefSeq lists its product as uncharacterized. The record is from RefSeq and is a predicted model, not a curated record. Gene Ontology annotation, biological process: proton transmembrane transport. Lineage: Eukaryota; Metazoa; Mollusca; Bivalvia; Mytilida; Mytilidae. The transcript has 3 exons. Gene Ontology annotation, molecular function: proton channel activity. Bases 576 to 1829 code for a protein of 417 amino acids. Gene Ontology annotation, cellular component: membrane.
CUGUGAAAUGUGUAAUUUAAAUCAGGGGACCGAUAAUUGAAAUUUGCGGUUUUGGAAUGGCAGAUUUUUGUUUAUUGCAAUCGGUGGAAAGAUCCCCCGAGCAUACAUUGAACAAUGAAUCUGGUACAAAUCCCGUUGAAAUAUCAUACGGGUCUGUAUCUUCCGAAGACAAUGAUCAGAUCAUAAGUGUAAAGCAGAAAUCGUCAAGGAACAAUCAGAAGAGUAACAAAUAUGAGACGCAGAAAGCGUGUGGUGGACGAACGCCCACCAGGUCAGUGUGCCUUGAUAUUUUGCAUUCAGUGUGCAUUUAAACUACAACUGCUGGAGAUUUCGUCAGACCUGGAAUUUCUCGCGAUGGCAAAAUUUCAUCUUUAGUUUCGUUUACCUUCAUUCUAGCAAUUAUUAUUGCUGUUUUGUUUGUCACCACAUGCUCAGAAAAAUUGAACAUUGACGAAGAUGGUAUUAUAUUUCGAGUUUUACUGAUUUUUCUUUUGCUGGUUGCAAAUCUGAUUUACCUGAUCUUGAUCCGUAGACGACAAACAGUGUCUAGUGAUGUGACGAAUAAUUCUCCCCACAUGGUAAAAAAUGUAAAAAUAGUUUUUCUUGGUAUUUUUACUGUGACGUGCAUCACGUUUCAUGCUAUGAGAGUUAGUAUACACAUUGUAUGCCCAGAGUCUUCAACAACAGACAAUAUCCUACGAAUAGUGUAUGAUUGUGAGAUAUCUUUGUUUUACGUUUUGCAGUUUACUUUUAUCAUGCUGUACUCAAAGAGGAUUGUUUACCCUUCCUGUUUAACACAUUUUGGUGCCACAGUACUCGCAGUAACGAACGCUGCUACAUUUAUAUCUCAUUCUACAAAAGCGUACUUCGAGGAAAAGGGGGAUCAUCAAAAGAUAACUGACUGUUUAAACCAAACAAUAACAUACGAAGUAUAUCAUAGCAUAAAACCAUUCUUAGAUCCCACUUUGCUUGAAAAUGCACUAUUUGCCAUCCUCUUCAUAAAUGACAUUUUUUCAAGUUGUAAAGUUAGAUCUGGAGAGAACAACCCUGCUACAGACCAAACUUUAAAGGACCCACGUUCAGUGGAACUUCCGGUAAAUGCGCAAUCGCUUACUAAACGACCAAUUAGGAAGUGGAUAUCAAUAGUAUGUUUUGGUUCAAUCAUAUGUUCCCCAUAUGUCGUCAUUAGGCUAGUUCAGUCACAUAACGACCAUGAACAACCUUUUGCACUUUAUAUAACACAAACUGUUUUCUUUCUAAUUUUUAAAUCACUUAAUUAUCUGGCAGUAAUCAAAUGUUUUUACUUCCUGCGCAGGAAAGGACAACAACAUGUCAAAUCUUCAACAACAUCUUUGAAUCUUAGCCACUAUUUAAUCUUAUUAAGUGCUUUUGGUACAGUUAUUUAUUUUGGGCUACAUUUGAUUGCCAGUUUUGUUUCCCGUGAGAAAUUGUAUUUGAUGGGAAAUAUAAUGAAUAUGAUGGCAACAUUUGUUCAAACUAUCCUAAUACUCCAAAUGAAAGAUUAUCAAAAGAUAAACGAUAAAACUAAAAUAUCUUCUAUAUCCAAUAUGUUUUUAUUUCUGUCAAUUACAAACUUAGGUUUGUGGGUAUAUGCUACGUUCAUUGAGGCCCAUUUUAUAUACAAACAGUUUUACGCAGUUCAGUUUUAUGGAUACGAAACGAUGUUAAUGGUUAAAAAUAUAGUCCUACCUAUGUGCAUAUUCUAUCGGUUUAAAUGUUUUCUAGCAUUUUUAGAUCUAUCAGGAUAUUUUUUUUCAUGUAUUUGCAAUAAGCAAACAUCAAAAAGGGGAAGUUAUGAAAGAAUGUAAAUAAAAGAGAAAAUGAAGCUAUGCAUGUGUGAUACAUGUAUGAUUGCCAAUGAGACAACUAUCCACCCAAAUUCAAAUGAAGUGGAUGUAAGCAAUUAUAGGCAACCGUACGGCCUUCAACAAUGAUAAAAAACCAUACCGUUUGUCGGCUAUAAAAGACUCCGACAUAAAAAAUAUGAAACAAUUCUAUUAAGGAUGUAUUCUUCUGACGUUUAAACAUGUGAUACAAGUGGAAAAUAUCAACGAAUUUCAAAAAUAUUAUAAUCAAACUUAAGUGUAUGAAAAAAUUGUGUAUUAACAAUGAGCAGUUUUUGAGUAAUAAAAAUUUCAAAUUUAAUCACCAAUCAAGUCAGUCUCAUUAGCCUAAAUGUUGAGAAAAUGGGUGAGGGGUACACGAAAUGAUUUUACCAGAAACAUGUACAUCCCAUAUC